Fusarium redolens is the source of this 1145-nucleotide messenger RNA. RefSeq lists its product as uncharacterized. NCBI's taxonomy places the organism in Eukaryota, Fungi, Ascomycota, Sordariomycetes, Hypocreales, Nectriaceae. The record is from RefSeq and is a predicted model, not a curated record. The coding region runs from base 220 to 1053 and encodes 277 amino acids. The transcript is spliced from 2 exons. Gene Ontology annotation, cellular component: COP9 signalosome.
CCAGUACCAUCUUAAACUUCCAUCGACAUACCACUUACACAACUUGCGACUGUCAACAUAGGGCAUUUCCUAGGCCCGAGCCUACAUUGGAGGGUAAAUAAGAGUUCAGGAGCUUACAGGCUUUCACUACAGUCACUACCGCCAGCUUCUCUCUGCGCUGUGACGUACUUGAUAUCCGUCAUACAUCCACCGAGGCUGUAGCCUCAACCACAACACAUCAUGGAGCAGACGAAGGCUCUUAACGCGCUGGAGCCAUUCAUCGCUCUCUCCAAAUCAGCUACAUCUCCCCGCGCAGCUGCCGAUCUCGUCACCAGAGCUACAUCAGCACCAAACACAUUCCUCUUUAGCGACCUCCUCCAAACACCCGCCAUCCAGAACCUCGCCGAUUCAGAGUUCGCUUCUCACCUCACACUUCUCCAGAUCUUCUCCUAUGGUACAUACUCAUCAUACAAAACGACAGAAGGCUUACCAGCGCUCGCCGAAGUACAGGCAACGAAGCUACGGCAGCUAUCGCUUCUUUCACUGGUACGAGACCGACAGAAUCUCUCCUAUGCUGCGCUACAGGAUGCCCUGGAUCUACCUGGAGCACGUGAAGUCGAGACAUUGGUGAUUUCAGCGGUCUACGCUGGUCUUCUCCACGCCACGCUUGACCCAGCUCGUGCAGUCGUGCAGGUCUCUAGUGUUGCGCCUCUACGUGAUCUCGCCCCCGGAGCUAUACCUGACAUGGCCGCUGCCCUGAAGACAUGGUCUGACCGCUGCACCACCACCCUCGACGCCCUCGAUCUUCAGAUCAAGGAGAUCCGAACAAUAGCCGCAGCUCGACAGCGUGAGCAGCGCUUGGCGGAUGAGAAGUUACAGCAGUUGAUGAACGAACAACAAGAGGGAAUUGGACCACGCAAGUACGAUCUGCCAAACAUGACACGGGAUCCGGUGGGUAGACGGGGGUUUAACAAGCGGUCGGUUAUGGAUACAGGUAACUUGGUGGACAGCGACAGUAUGGAUGUCGACGAGGCUGAAGAGGAGAAGAAACGAGCAAACAAGCGCAAGCUGUAAAGAUACUAUUCCUCUUUCGAGCCACGAGAACCAAGAGUCAAGCUCACAAAACAUGUAUCACGAAGAAUCAUGACAUAAUAGACGAUACGACG